AUGCGGGCCUUUCUUCGUCUUCGUCCUCCGGCCUCCGCCGCUGCCACCGGCAGCCCCGCCUCCCCCUCUGUUAGUCCUCCUCUUACAGCUCUCCGCCGAGUCUGCAGCUCCGGCGGCGGCGCUGACCCCCCACCACCAGAUCCUCAUCCUGCACCUCCUCGCCGGCCAUGGGCAAAGCUGAACCCGGAGGAGCCUCUCUGCAACUCCGGCCAUCUCCACGGCGGCGCCUCCUCCUCCUCCUCGCUCAGUUCCCCACCGGUAUCCACCAGCGGGGCUGACCCACCACCGCCUCCUCCUCGCCGGCCAUGGGCAAAGCUGAAUCCGGAGGAGCGGCUCUGCAACUCCAGCCAUCUCGGCGGCGCGGCCUCCUCCUCUCUCACUUCCCCGCCGGCAUCCACCGGCGGCGCUGACACGCCACCAUCUCCUCCUCCUCAAUAUCUGACGCCGGAGGAGAUAGCCCAGGUCAACCGCCUCCUCCCCAAUCUUUGCAACUCCGGCCAUCUCCGGGAGGCCGUGGCCCUGCUCGACGCCUCCCUCCUCGCCGGCGCGCCGCUCGACGCCCUCCCCGUCGCCGCCGUCCUCCGCCGCCUCUGCGGCGGCGGCGGCGACGACGACGAGCUCCUCCGCCACGACAUGACCCACUCCAUGGCCCUCCUCAACGCCCUCCUCCACAACCCCCGCCGCCAUCCGGCCGCCGCCGCCGCCAUCGCCGCCAUGCUCGUCGAGACCUACCUGGAGCUCCGCCGGCCACGGGAGGCCCUGAAGGUGUUUGACUGGAUGCGCAGGCCAAAGUCUCCAUGCCCGCCGGAGCUCCGCCUGUGGCGGGCAAUGGUGCAGGGGCUGUGCCGCUAUGGGAGGCUGCUGGAGGCGCUGAGGGUGGUGAAGGAGAUGCUGGUGGUGACCGGCGCCGCCGCCGUGGGCGGCGGCGGGGUGGCGUCGGAGGAGGGGGUGAGGCAGUGGGUUUACUGGAGCUUGUUGAAUGAGGCGCGGGUUAGGGAGGGACUGGAGCUGGAUGAGGCGCUGGGCGGUGUCUGUGAGGUGGGUGACGAGGAGGCUUGUGAGAGGGCUGUCCAGGUGCUUGAUCGGAUUAUCAGUAACUGGCGAGAUUGA
Molecule: messenger RNA, 1110 nt
Organism: Spirodela intermedia
Lineage: Eukaryota; Viridiplantae; Streptophyta; Magnoliopsida; Alismatales; Araceae
Source: the annotation of a GenBank genome assembly